UAUGGCAUAAGCACACACACAACUCAACGGACUUUUAAUUUGGAACUCAGUGUUUCCGAAUCCGGCCCACGUUUAUGAUUGAAUCCUCUGGCUUCACCAAGGCGGCCAACAUGGCAGGAGGAAAAAAGAAACCCUCUAACGUUACUCUACCAUCAAGAAUUCAGAAAACACUUUCCUCCGUAUGGCAGGACAAACACAUGGUGUUGUUCAAAGCAGAGUACACGUUUUUGGUCACGGCCGUCCUCUGGUUCCUGGAAAUUGGCAUUAACAUAUGGGUGAUCCAAAGAGUUGCAUAUACAGAGAUCGACUGGAAGGCGUACAUGGAUGAGGUGGAGGGAGUUAUUAACGGCACAUAUGACUAUACACAGCUGAAGGGCGACACGGGACCCCUGGUGUAUCCAGCUGGUUUUGUGUAUGUAUUCACUGGGCUGUAUUAUCUUACUGGUCAUGGACAGAAUAUUCGUUUGGGUCAGUAUGUGUUCGCUGUGUUCUAUCUCAUCACUCUCCUGCUUGUGUUCCGCAUUUACCAUCGCACCAAAAAGGUUCCUCCAUAUGUGUUCUUCUUCAUCUGCUGUGCUUCGUAUCGAAUUCACUCCAUUUUCGUCUUGCGUCUCUUUAAUGAUCCGGUGGCCAUGAUGCUGUUAUUCGGAGCCAUCAAUCUCUUCCUGGAUGGCCGCUGGACUCUAGGAUGUGCCCUCUACAGUUUAGCUGUGUCUGUGAAGAUGAAUGUUCUGCUCUUCGCUCCUGGUCUGCUUUUCCUUCUUCUGUGUGAGUUCGGUCUAUGGAAAACUUUACCUAAACUCACUCUCUGUGCUGUCAUUCAGCUGGUUUUGGGACUGCCGUUCCUCUUGGUGAACCCCGUUGGGUAUGUUAGCCGGGCCUUUGACCUGGGCAGGCAGUUUCUUUUUAAGUGGACGGUGAACUGGCGUUUUCUUCCCGAGGAUGUGUUCUUGAGUCGAUACUUCCACCUGGCUCUGCUUCUGGCUCACAUUACCACAUUGCUGCUGUUUGCGCUGAAGAGAUGGAAGAGGUCUGGGACCAGUAUUUGGUCUGUUCUAACAGAUCCGUCUGCGAGAAAAGAGACCGUACACAAGCUCAAUGCGGAUCAGACAGUUCUGGUUCUUUACACUUCUAAUUUCAUUGGCAUGUGCUUCAGUAGAUCUCUGCACUAUCAGUUUUAUGUCUGGUACUUUCAUACGCUGCCAUUCCUGUUGUGGAGUGGAGGAGUCAAGAAACUUGCCCAUCUGCUCAGGGUGUUGGUCCUGGGUCUUAUUGAACUGUCCUGGAACACGUAUCCGUCCACCAACUACAGCUCUCUAUCACUGCACGUCUGCCAUCUCAUCAUCUUGCUCUGUUUGUGGCUCAACCCGACUCCAGCUCUUCCCUCUCAGAAGUCAGAGAACAAGGCUAAGCGCCAUUGAGCCCUGGCCUUCCCAGGUCUUUUCUGGAUGCUUUUCAGGAUUCUUAAAGACUAAUUUGAUGCUUAGUCUGGGAAAUGUAAAUGGAUCUUUAUUGGAAGGACAUUUAAAAAAAAAAAUCAUAAUUUCUGUGCAGCUUAUCAUCACAGUUGACGUUUGAGACCUCAAGGAUCUCUUCUUGUUGGCCAUUGGACCCAUUCAGUACAUUUUAUUUGAACAAGAUGUUAUAUAUAACAGAAUAUCUGUGCAUUUUCAACAUUCGCUUUCAUAAUUAUUCAGGGAUUUGUUUUCGUUUAAAUGGGUAGUUCACUCAAAAAUGAAAAUUGUCAUCAUUUACUCACCCUCACGUCGUCCCAAACAUGACUUACUUUCUUCUGUGGUACACAAAGGUAUUUUGAAGAAUCUGUAUGUAUCAUUGUAUGGGAGAAACACAUACAAGGUUUGGAACAACAGGAUGGUGAGGAAAUAAUUACUGAAUUUUCUUUUUUGGGUGAACUAUCCCUUUAAAAGAUGAUUUGUUUUUUUCAGCGAUUCGCAAUUGUCUAUAAGCUCAACAGGAACAUAUAGUUACAUUUAUAGGGCACAAAGGAACGGCAAAGAUCUGCUUUUCCAUUUCUUUUUAGUUUAAGACAACCUCUGUGUUGUCUAAUGAACCUCUAGUAGUUUCUGUGUUUGUUUUCUAUCUUUGGUCUUUUCCUUUUCUAGCAUGAAGAGCGAGAGAUUCAAUGAUGAAAUGCUUCAUAUUUUGAGUGUGAUUUUUAUUUUUCUGUGAAGAAGAGUGAAUUAUUGUUCUUAUAAAUCUUAUUCUUAUGGUCUGCUUGCUGUUAAUGUUUUUUUUCUUUUCUUUUUUUUUUUGCAUGGCAUGCAUUUGCUUAAUCCAAAGUGUAGGCGAUAAUCAUAAAACACCUGUUGUCCAUGAUUUUAUUCCAUUUCCAAUUCUUUUGACAGGCUCACAGCUACGAAAGUCUGUGCAAAACCAGGUUGAAGGUGCAGUGAACGAUUAAAGCAAUUACUGUUUGAAACAACAGUGUCUUAAAACCUGAGGACACAUCAUUUGGAAUCAUUCAGAACAUUUUAUUGUAUAGAUUUGUGAUCGAAAAUAAAAAGCCAUAAUUUCAUAACA
Carassius gibelio (silver crucian carp) is the source of this 2541-nucleotide messenger RNA. RefSeq names its product dol-P-Man:Man(5)GlcNAc(2)-PP-Dol alpha-1,3-mannosyltransferase. Lineage: Eukaryota; Metazoa; Chordata; Actinopteri; Cypriniformes; Cyprinidae. Bases 75 to 1421 code for a protein of 448 amino acids. Gene Ontology annotation, molecular function: dol-P-Man:Man(5)GlcNAc(2)-PP-Dol alpha-1,3-mannosyltransferase activity. Gene Ontology annotation, cellular component: endoplasmic reticulum. The record is from RefSeq and is a predicted model, not a curated record. The transcript has 9 exons.